Molecule: messenger RNA, 1599 nt
Organism: Papilio xuthus (Asian swallowtail)
Lineage: Eukaryota; Metazoa; Arthropoda; Insecta; Lepidoptera; Papilionidae
Product: glucosylceramidase
Exons: 13
Coding region: 1-1599 (532 amino acids)
Biological process (GO): glucosylceramide catabolic process
Molecular function (GO): glucosylceramidase activity
Source: RefSeq, a predicted model, not a curated record
AUGGAUGCAGCGAGCCAAUGUUCUUCGAAGGAGAGACCUUGUGCCCCGCGACCGGUGGAGGGACAAUCAGUGCUAUGUGUUUGUAACACAACUUACUGUGAUGAAUUUAAAAGGGAAAUACCAGAAAAAGGACAAUACGUUGCUUAUACUUCGUCGAAGGCAGGUUCAAGAUUUAGAAAAAGUUACGGUCAAUUCAAGAAAGAUUCUUAUUCAGGUAAGAAAUGCAUCGAUGUUUUAAAAGUGGAUCCAACAAAGACGCACCAGAAGAUCCAAGGCUUCGGUGGUGGAAUUACUGAUUCUGCAGGCAUAAAUCUGUUCAGUCUACCGCCUAAUAUGCAGCAAGAUAUGAUCAAUUCAUACUUCAGUGAAUGUGGUAUUGAAUACAAUAUGGGCCGUGUACCAAUUGGUGGUUGUGAUUUCUCCACACAUUUGUACGCUUACAAUGAAUACCCAAUCGAUGAUACUUAUCUUACCAACUAUUCGCUCUCCUACGAAGAUUAUCAUUACAAGAUACCAAUUAUACAAGCUAUCAUGAAUGUCUCAACAGCACCUCUGCAGUUGGUAGGUACAGUUUGGUCACCGCCAGAUUGGAUGAAAAAUAACUAUGGAGAUUCAGGAGUCAACAGAUUGAAAGACGAAUAUAUGGGAACAUAUGCGCUGUAUUUCUUAAAAUUUUUAGAAUUGUAUAAAGAAAAUAACAUCCCAUUUUGGGCUAUAACAACAACUAAUGAACCUUUAAAUGGUGUAAUACCGUUAGGCGACUUCCAACAUCUUGGCUGGACGGUGGAGAAAAUGGGCGAAUGGAUUAAAAACGACUUAGGUCCAAUGUUACGUAACUCCAGUUUUAAAGAUGUCAAGAUUCUGGCGGUGGAUGAUCAGCGCUACUCAAUACCAAUGUGGUUUAACAUCUUGUUGCUACUAGCUCCGGAAGCUGAAGAGUAUAUAGAUGGCAUUGCAGUGCAUUACUAUGUAGAUAAAAUCACACCAGCCUCCAUCUUGCAGGAGACUGUAAAGGAUUACCCCAACAAGUUUGUCAUAUCUACAGAGGCUUGUACAGGAUUUACUGGUCCAACAGACCAAAGAGUGGUGUUAGGAGCUUGGGACAGAGCUGAAACAUAUAUUGUUGAUAUUCUAGAAAACCUAUUGAACAACGGAGUUGGAUGGAUUGAUUGGAACAUCUGUCUGGAUAUGAUAGGUGGACCUAACUGGGUACAGAACUAUGUGGAUUCUCCCAUCCUUGUUAAUGCAGAAAAGAAGGAGUUUUACAAACAGCCGAUGUUCUAUGCGUUAGGUCAAGUCACUAAGUUCGUGAAGAGACAUUCUUAUAGGAUAGAAAUGUCAAAUGUAACUGUAUGCCCCAACCCUGAAGGCAGUGAUGGAACUAGUGAGAACGUAUUCUUUUGUAACUCAGAUGGCAACGAUCCUGUAUAUAACAGUGCAGCUUUCCUCACACCGGGGAAUACGAUAGUUGUCAUCAUAUAUAACAGCGGUGACGCGAAGAGUGUUGUCAUUUCUUCAGGAGACAAAGAGGCAUUGGUUGAACUUGAGGCUUCAUCUAUAACGACCGUCGAAUUUCAGAAUGAAGAUGGCACCAAAUAA